GCGUUUCGGCGCCAUUUCAUUGCGGCGUUGCUCAGUGGUGACUCGGUGGAAGUGCACAGUAAACAGAGGUGGAUAUACUGGACUAUAACAACACCCCCGGCUUCAGCCCGAUGGAAGCGGCCGUCAACCAUUCUCACGACAGCUCUUUAGUCGGGUUGACCAGCGGCGGGAUGGACCAACACACAAGCACAGGCAAACGGAUCCGUAAGCCCUCCCUGCUGUACGAAGACUUCGAGAGCCCCUCUCUGCCACACUCAAUGCCCCAUGGUCCUCCCCCUCCACCCCAACCCCCAGUGAAGGAUCCCAACCGACAGGGCCGCAUGACCAACCAGCUGCAGUAUCUCCAGAAGACGCUGAUGAAGUCUCUGUGGAGGCACAACUUUGCCUGGCCCUUUCAUGAGCCUGUGGACGCCUACAGGCUGAACCUGCCGGAUUACCAUAAAAUUAUCAAACAACCCAUGGACAUGGGGACUAUCAAAAAGCGUCUGGAGAACAACUUCUACCGCAGUGCAAGUGAGUGCAUACAGGACUUCAAUACAAUGUUCACCAACUGCUACAUCUACAACAAGCCGACAGAUGACAUAGUGCUAAUGGCCCAGUCCCUGGAGAAGAUCUUUCUCCAAAAGGUGGCCCAGAUGCCUCAGGAUGAAGUCGAACUGCCUCCGCCUACACCUCGAAGCAAAACCAACCGAGGACGGGGGCGCAAGUCCAGUGCAUCAAGGGCUCAGCAGGUACCAGCUGUCUCCCAGUCGGCGUACUCUCCCUCUUCUUCAGACACUGGGGAGUCCAUGUUGGCCAACUCCCCCCAGACUGUGCUCACUAAAAGCCUACCUCCAGCCAACAUCAUGGGUUUACCUCCAACGCAACCUACCACCAAGAAAAAAGGUGUGAAACGCAAAGCGGACACCACUACCCCGUCCACCAUGGGCUUGACCGUGGGCAUGUCAGGGCCAACACACAUGGUCGGCCUGGGAAAGGGCGGACACGGCGGCCAGGUCCAUGACUCCUCUAUGCAUACAGUCUCCUCCAUGGGGGGCAUGGGCUUGGACACACCCCCUGGAAUGGGCCUGGUCAGGAGCCCUGGGGGUCCGGUCCUGCUGCAACCCAUGAUGGCCAGCGCGGGACGCAGGGUGGGCAGUGGACGUCCCAUCAAACCCCCCAAGAAGGACUUGCCAGACUCUAUCCAGCCUCAGCCCUCAAGGAAGAGCAAGUUGAGCCCCCAGCUGAGGUACUGCAGUGGACUACUCAAAGACAUGUUGUCAAAGAAACACGCUGCAUACGCCUGGCCUUUCUACACUGUGGACGCAGCAGCACUGGGACUUCACGACUACCACGACAUCAUCAAGUGUCCCAUGGACCUCAGCACCAUCAAGGGGAAGAUGGACUGUCGAGAAUACAGGGAUGCUCAGCAGUUCGCCAGCGACGUCAGACUCAUGUUCUCCAACUGUUACAAGUACAACCCACCUGACCAUGAUGUUGUAGGAAUGGCACGGAAGUUACAGGAUGUGUUUGAGUUUCGUUUUGCUAAAAUGCCGGAUGAGCCCCAUAUGGAACACACCGCCAUGUCAAUGAGUGGUCACCCAUCAUCUUCUUCCUCAUCUUCCUCCUCCUCCUCGUCUUCAUCUUCCUCCACUUCUGAGAGUGAACCCAGCAGUGAAAGUGAAGACAGCGAGAGCAGCCCAAGCUCCGACAGCGAGGAGGAGCGAGCGCAUCGAUUGGCCGAGUUACAGGACCAGGUCUGCACUCAGCUCCGAGCCGUGCAUGAGCAGUUGGCUGCCCUCUCCCAGGGGCCCAUGGUGAAGCCCAAGAAGAAGAAGGAGAAGAAGGACAAAAAGGAAAAGAAGAAAAAGAAGAAACUGGACAAGCGCAACAAAGCUGUCCGAAGCCGAGCCGGCUCAGAGGAGUGGAAGAUGCCCGGCAAAAUACUGAAGAGCAAAUCUGCCCGAGCAGGAGGCUCCCAGCCCAAGAAGAGCCAAGGGAAGAAGAGUAACAAGAACAGCAAGGCAACAAAGAAGCCGUUCUACCCCCCGCUGGCUCCCACUAUGCUGCCACACUACGACUCCGAGGAGGAGGAGGAGAUCGUACCGAUGUCGUACGAUGAGAAGCGCCAGCUGAGCCUCGACAUCAACAAACUCCCAGGGGAGAAGCUGGGCCGAGUGGUCCACAUUAUCCAGUCCAGGGAGCCCUCACUGAGAGACACCAACCCCGAGGAAAUCGAGAUUGACUUUGAAACUCUGAAGCCAUCGACACUGAAGGAGCUGGAGAGCUACGUCAUGACAUGUCUGAGGAAGAAGCCCCGGAAGCCCUACGGUGAACCAGCAGGUAAAAAUACCAGUGUUGGGAAGUCUAAAGAGGAGCUUACUCUGGAGAAGAGGAAGGAGCUGGAGAGGAGGCUGCAAGAUGUCAGUGGUCAGCUCAACUCUGUCAAGAAACCUCCCAAAAACAAAGUGGAGAAGCCCAGCGCCGUAGAGACUCACGCUCAGCCGUCACGACUCAGCGGCAGCAGCUCCAGCUCCGACUCUUCCUCCUCCUCAUCUUCAUCGUCAUCCUCAGACACCAGUGACUCAGACUCUGGUUGAGAUCGUCAGCGCUGAGCUUGGAGAGAAAAUCCUAACACUAACUCAGGGACCUGGGCUGGCCCAGGACACAAAGCACCCUGAAACAAGAAGUGGGCUCAGAUAUUUCAUACCACAGUGGGAAAAACACACACUCCUAAGUGGACUAUUGUUCAGAAAAUGUUUGAAUGUGGGGAUGUAGGGAAGAAGUCUCUGCGGGUAAUGGUCGAACCCAAACACUAAAUGCCUUGGUUUCUCCUUUUCCCAUUUGUAAAUAUUUGUACAAAUUUAAGUUUCUUUUAUAAAGAAGAAUUUUAUGGUGAUCCCCUGAGGAGGGAAGUGGAGUAAUAAAAGGAUGUGGAGACGGGCUUUACUCCGAUCGGCUUUGGCUGGCCUUACGCUGAGGGAACGCAGAGGGUUAUUUAUUUGUUCUCUUUACCCCCAUUUCCUCUGGAAUUUGAACCAGCAACUUUUAUGGGUCAACCUGCUCCCUUAACAUCCAGCUGUACCACCAGGCUUUGUUUUAGACCAGCUCUUCUAAUGUCAGCCUUAAUCGACCACAUCGUCACCUAGUGACAAAAGUAUUUCAGAGAACACUACAGUGUUGUGAAGAAUCAGGCAGUAACAUCCCAGGAGACAGAGGAUUCCCUCAGAGACUCUGCUGAGAGCAGAAGAAUUUAGUCAUGCCUGUUACCGUCUUAAACUAGUGCAUUACAGUCACUAAAGAAAAACAAAAUAGACACUUUAUCUUAUCAUAACAUCAGGAUCUUGUAAUUAUUCCAGUUAACCUGGUCGUCAGUCGUCUUCACAUUACAUGACAACUAUUAGAAAGAAAAGCUGACUCUGACAUAAAAGUCUUUUGUAAAAUGUAAAGAAUUUUACAUUUUACGUAAAGACUUUAUUACAAAAUAGAAGCACUAAAGUCCAGUAAAAUAAUGUUGUUCUACAAUUCAGCAGAUUUGGACUUUCAGUGUCUUCUAUGUAAAUGUAAAAACAUUAACAAACAUUUUAAUUCCACGUCAGUGACUCAAAAUCUAUGCCAAGUUGUAGAAUUACACUGAACAGACAAGACACAGUUCAUUUUAUUGGAUUUCACUGAUUUUCCUACUUCAUAUCAAUGCUUUUAUCUAAAACCUGCAUUCUUUUCAGUUUUCAUUGGUUCCAUGUUCAGUGACUCUAACUGAUGGCUUGGCUGAACUUUCUCUGUACUUUUGAGCAUAAAAGUGCCAAUUAUUUUCCUAAAAUAUUACUAAUCCAGUAAAAUGACAUGUAUUUUAUUCGGCCACAUUUUAGGCCACGCAUCUGAAUAAAAGAUUCAGAUAUUUAAGAAUUCGUCCAUGUCAUAAGAUCCAAAAAUAAAAGGCCUAAUUUUAGUGGAUUUUAGUGCUGCUUCUAGACUAGAAAUAAUAUUUUCAUGUAAAAAUGAGCAUUUCUUUCAAUAGAUUAAAUUCUGAAGUGACAGCUCGGUUUAACUACAUAUUACAGGAUCAGUCUGUAAAAGAUUUAGUGUCUGAUGCUUUUCUCUGUAGUGAACGUUUUGUGCUUCUGCUCAGAUUGUCACACUGGUACGUUUACAAUAUUCUUACUGUUGAUGGUUCUGUUUUAUUCAUUUACAAGCUGUGCUUCUUGUGUUUUUUUUUUGUUUUGUUUUGUUUUUUGUUUUUUUUUAGGUAGUAGGUGGGUUUGUAGUUCAGUACAAAAAAAAACAACGCAUCAUUACAGUUUAGUGUUCAGAGAAACAUGUUGAGUGACAUGUUUGAGUUGGUUUGAGGUGCAGUAAAUAGAAAACACCCAGCGGCCGUUUUAAAUCCCACCCUGUCUAUGUAACCUAGGACUAAACAGUAGGUCAGUAUUUCGACAUCAUUUCAUACAGUUAACUUUGUUUUGUUCUCAAUUUAAAAGGAGCAGUGACUUGAACACAGGCUGCUGAAUGUUAUUAAAAUAGUCCAGGUCUACUCAUGUUUUCCAGCUUUCAUUGCACUUUGUUUUAGCUCUACACGUUAAACGGUAGCGCUUGAAACCGUAGUUCAAGUUCUUAAAAGAGCUACUUGAAAGACCAGCGUUUUUGUAUGUUUUACACACUUACACUAAAUCUAACCAUGUUUCUUCCUCUGCCUCCAGUGGCAUCUGUACUGAUUUCUACAGAAAACUGGAUUCCGUUGUCAGACUCCUAAAACAUGUUGGUUACACUACUGUUCAGUUGUGAUGCACUGCAGUCUGCUUUUAUGUUGCAUUAACACGACAACAACACAGUAACUUAAUAAAAUAAUGCAGAGUUGAUAAUGAAUAGGACACCAGCAGCUAUGUGGAAUUGUAAGAAAAAAAUCUAA
Molecule: messenger RNA, 4885 nt
Organism: Sphaeramia orbicularis (orbiculate cardinalfish)
Lineage: Eukaryota; Metazoa; Chordata; Actinopteri; Kurtiformes; Apogonidae
Gene: brd2b
Product: bromodomain containing 2b
Biological process (GO): regulation of DNA-templated transcription; chromatin remodeling
Cellular component (GO): chromatin; nucleus
Source: RefSeq, a predicted model, not a curated record